AUGCUUGAGAAGAUUUUUGGAAGGAGAGUUACCGACUUUCUCUAUUCCAUUCGCGACUCUUUUCUAUUACUACUUAGAACACAACCUCCUGCAGUGAUAUCUGCGAAAGAAACCAAGCUUCUCAAGAUAAAGGCGGGUGCUUUAUCAUCCCAGUCAAGUUCCAUCGAUCAAAUUCCUUCUUCUGGUUUAGUAGAAUUGGUCAAUGACACCACGGUACCUAUCGAAGAUCUACAAAGCUCAAAUGCCGACACCAAACUUCCCCCCAUGGUAAUAGAUUCGGCACCCGUCGAAUCUUUACCCAUAAACCCUUCCAAGUCAGAAUGCCGGUCAAAUAUCAACUUACAGUGCGUAUCGGAUUUAGAUAUAGCGCCAACAUCUUUACAGGAGCCUCGACCUGUGCCCCAGACAGAGUCCUCUUCCUUUUCCACCUCCCUGGCUGAGACUACUUUAAUGAGCAUCCUUUUUGUAGCAUAUUUAGUGCUCUAG
Mitosporidium daphniae is the source of this 486-nucleotide messenger RNA. RefSeq lists its product as uncharacterized. The record is from RefSeq and is a predicted model, not a curated record. The coding region runs from base 1 to 486 and encodes 161 amino acids. NCBI's taxonomy places the organism in Eukaryota, Fungi, Microsporidia. The transcript has a single exon.